Carlito syrichta (Philippine tarsier) is the source of this 876-nucleotide messenger RNA. RefSeq names its product non-specific lipid-transfer protein. The transcript has 5 exons. NCBI's taxonomy places the organism in Eukaryota, Metazoa, Chordata, Mammalia, Primates, Tarsiidae. The record is from RefSeq and is a predicted model, not a curated record. Gene Ontology annotation, cellular component: cytosol. The coding region runs from base 139 to 570 and encodes 143 amino acids.
UCGUUAGGUCUGGCUCAGUGUGCAGAACUCUGCUGGCAGCUGAGAGGGGAAGCCGGAAAGAGGCAAGUUCCCGGUGCAAAGGUGGCCCUGCAGCACAAUUUAGGCCUCGGAGGAGCUGUGGUUGUGACACUCUACAGGAUGGGCUUCCCCGAAGCGGCCAGUUCUUUUAGAACUCAUCAAAUUGAGGCUGCACCAACCAGUUCUGCAGGUGAUGGGUUUAAGGCAAAUCUUGUCUUUAAAGAGAUUGAGAAGAAGCUUGAAGAGGAAGGGGAACAGUUUGUGAAGAAAAUCGGUGGUAUUUUUGCCUUCAAGGUGAAGGAUGGCCCUGGGGGUAAAGAAGCCACCUGGGUAGUGGAUGUGAAGAAUGGCAAAGGAUCAGUGCUUCCUAACUCAGAUAAGAAGGCUGACUGCACAAUCACAAUGGCUGACUCUGACUUACUGGCCUUAAUGACUGGUAAAAUGAAUCCUCAGUCGGCCUUCUUCCAAGGCAAAUUGAAAAUCACGGGCAACAUGGGUCUGGCUAUGAAGUUACAAAAUCUUCAGCUUCAGCCAGGCAAAGCUAAGCUGUGAAGAACUCCCUAUGACUGCUUUUUAAAAUCAAAAUGAGAUAUAUAGAUCUAUAUCCAUAUAUGUCAUUGUCUGAAUUUAGACUGAAACUACAUAUUGGCAAAUAACGUGAGAUAGAUUUGUUUUUAAAUGGGUGUGACCAAUCCUUUUUAAGCUCUAAGUGAAGAGAGUCUGAUGGUAUACUACUGCUUUGCUGAACUGCAUACAACUGUGCAUUACAAAGUAAAUCUGGUAAUUAUUGUUUGGGGUAAAAUUGAGUUUCAGAAUAAAAUUAGGAACAGUAAAAUCCAAAACACUAUGUAAACAAAA